AGAAUUCAUUUCCUUUUUCAAUACCAAUUCCAAAUCCUAAAAGAUUUGGUUCCAAACCAAGCCUAAUUUUACAUCCGACGAGUUUGGGAAACCCUAGCUCUAAGAAAAAACUGCCUCUCCCUCUCUCCUUCCGCUUUCUCACUUCGUCGACCUUUCAAUUCUACCAGUCAUGGCUGGAUUGGCACCAGUGGGUUCUCAAUUUGAUGCUCGUCAAUAUGAUGCUAGAAUUGCUGAGAUUCUUAGGGCUAAUGGAGAAGACAUUUUGAGCUUUGAAGCUAUGGGAUGGCAAGAAAAGAUGCUGUGGCUCUUCUAUCCUACUGAUUUUAUGGGGACCUAUGAAAUUCAGCAAAGGCCUUCCAAUAGAGGAGUUGAUGUAAUUCAACAAGUACGGUACGGAACUGGAAAAACGGCAACUUUCUGCUCUGGAGUUCAGCAGCAGCUUGAUAAUCGGAAGCUGCAAAAGGGACUAAACAGGAGCAGCCCCAACAGAAAGAAGAGCCAACGUUCCGGGCUUUUUCGGGGAAGAAAUACUCGCUGAAGGGUUGAUUGGAUUCGCUACAAUCAAUGUCUUUUAAAAUUAUAUUGUUCCCAUUCACCUGUAAUUUUGCGGGUCAGAAUUACAAGGACUACAUUGAACUGAGUAACACUAAAGAAUGAAACCGUGGGUUGUAUCAAAAAUGAAGAAUGAAAUAUUUGUUUUGUGAAGUUCAUUAUUUGCUUA
This is a messenger RNA of Cornus florida, 721 nucleotides long. Its product is annotated as eukaryotic initiation factor 4A-13-like. The transcript is spliced from 5 exons. NCBI's taxonomy places the organism in Eukaryota, Viridiplantae, Streptophyta, Magnoliopsida, Cornales, Cornaceae. The record is from RefSeq and is a predicted model, not a curated record. The coding region runs from base 170 to 538 and encodes 122 amino acids.